Molecule: messenger RNA, 444 nt
Organism: Nerophis lumbriciformis (worm pipefish)
Lineage: Eukaryota; Metazoa; Chordata; Actinopteri; Syngnathiformes; Syngnathidae
Source: RefSeq, a predicted model, not a curated record
AUGGCUUUAAAAAGAAUAAACAAGGAACUGAAGGACUUGCAGCGGGAUCCUCCUGCUUCAUGUUCAGCUGGACCCGUAGGAGACGACAUGUUCCAUUGGCAAGCCACUAUUCUGGGACCGAAUGACAGCCCAUAUCAUGGAGGGGUGUUCUUCCUUUCUGUCCAUUUCCCCACAGACUAUCCCUUUAAACCACCUAAGGUGGCUUUUACAACAAAAAUCUAUCAUCCGAAUAUCAACAGCAACGGUAGCAUCUGCCUCGACAUACUAAGGUCGCAAUGGUCGCCGGCCCUCACUGUUUCAAAAGUGUUGUUAUCCAUAUGUUCUUUGCUAUGCGAUCCCAAUCCCGAUGACCCAUUAGUUCCUGACAUUGCACACACAUACAAAUCGGACAGACAAAAAUACAAUGAAGUUGCUAGAGACUGGACGAAGAAGUUUGCAAUGUAA